This is a messenger RNA of Siniperca chuatsi (mandarin fish), 614 nucleotides long. RefSeq names its product translocase of outer mitochondrial membrane 7 homolog (yeast) (gene tomm7). The transcript has 3 exons. Lineage: Eukaryota; Metazoa; Chordata; Actinopteri; Centrarchiformes; Sinipercidae. The coding region runs from base 63 to 230 and encodes 55 amino acids. Gene Ontology annotation, cellular component: mitochondrial outer membrane translocase complex. Gene Ontology annotation, biological process: protein import into mitochondrial matrix. The record is from RefSeq and is a predicted model, not a curated record.
ACGUCACUUCCUCUUACCUUGUCCUUGUCAGCAGCAACAUAUUCGCUGGUCGGGAUAAACACAUGGCUAAACUGAGCAAAGAGACCAAACAGCGGCUGCAGCAGCUGUUCCAGUGCGGCCAGUUUGUCAUCCGAUGGGGUUUUAUCCCAACCGUGCUGUACCUCGGUUUCAAACGAGGAGCAGAUCCAGGAAUGCCUGAACCCACGGUCUUGAGUUUGCUAUGGGGCUAAGGAACGUCUCUGCACAGCCAGUCCCCUCCCCUCAUCGAGACCAUGUGACCCACCCGUCAUUGGAAAUCCAGAAAAUUGACAUUAUUUUUCACUUUCCUCUCCAUAAAUCAUACUGUCCAAUGUCUGAGCAGUAAUGAAGGAAUGUUAUAUGUAGCCAUACUGUUUAUGGCUACAUACACAGUACAUGUAUGGAGAGUGUUGGCUACAUGGAAGAUAUUUGGAUUAACAAGAUGAAAUCAAGACUUUGUUUCUGAGAAUAUGUAGUCUUGACUGGACUAUCUGUCGGUAUUUUGAUGUGUGACAGCGAUGUUUGGAUAUACCAUUGAUUCCGUCUUUUUGUUUGUAACGUAAAAUUUCUGAAAAUAAAUCCACACAGAAAUGUCA